Molecule: messenger RNA, 2773 nt
Organism: Verruconis gallopava
Lineage: Eukaryota; Fungi; Ascomycota; Dothideomycetes; Venturiales; Sympoventuriaceae
Exons: 2
Coding region: 78-2654 (858 amino acids)
Source: RefSeq, a predicted model, not a curated record
AAGCAAAAUGUGCGCUCUUCUGAUCUUGUAGACAAAUUCGCUUAAAAAUUCUACACGCACGUUAGACGAGUUAAAAAAUGACCGAACAGACCAAUGGAGCACAAGCUGAAAGGAUAGAAAAGCUCCUUGAGCAGGCAACGAAACUUACAAAAGCUGGUUCCCUGCUGGAAGCACACAAUACAUUAAGGGAAGCUAACUCGCUUGAUCGAAAUAACCCAAGGAUACAGCAGGCAUUUGCAGACUUGAAGGAUGCUGAAAAUGGUAAGCCCAUCGUCGCCCUGUGCGAGAAGUGGCUGCACACCAAGGAUGACGAUGACGGCGAAAGAGCGCUAGACUAUCUGCACUCACACAGCAUCAGCGACGAAUUUUCAUCACAAGCUAUGGCAGUGAUGAUGCGAUACCAAGGCGACUUGGACAUGGCGGACCAGAUCACGAGUGCGCUGCUCAAGUUGCGAGGGGCUCAAAAGUAUCUUGCCAAGCAGAUGGUUGACGCGCCUACUGUGACGUAUAGAAACGUUUAUGACUGGGGCGAUGAUAGCAUCAAUGCCCUCAACGCAAUCUUGCUGGAUCCAAAUGUGUGGGACUCGGAAAAAGACCGCAUUGCGGCGGAGCGGGACGUUUUCCAGCUCGCGUUGGCACAGAUGAUGCGGGCGGGCGAAGACCACCCAGAGAGGGCGAUGAGGAGCAUCUCGAGAAUGCUUUCCGUGGAAUCGUCUCAUUUAAAAGGCCUCAUUGAUGCUGAUGGCUUCGAUAUCAUCCUGGUACAUCUAGACAUUCGGUUACCAGAAUCUCUGCGGAGAGAAGCUACGAUUGCUACUUCAAAAUUAUUCGAAUUGGCCCCGGAGAGUGCCGAGACACUCAUUUCUCAAUUCGUGGUCAACAGGAUAAAGAAACCGACUGCAGAUUCGCUCAUCGUUUCUCUUUCAGCGGCUGCUGCAGUCUUCCCCAUGGCUCCUUCGGCGGCGGAGAAGCUUUUUCUCCAGGAAGGAUUUCUUACGUCCUUCAUCCGACUGGUCCAGAAAUGGAAGUCUGCACGUCUGGAGCAGGCUGCACUCAAUCUGCUUGAUAUCGCAUGCAUGACCAAGCCUGCUCGUGACGGUAUUCGAGAACACUGCUAUGAUUGGAUCCAAGAAUUUGCGGAGAAUCUGAAAGACCAAAAGAAGAGCAUGCAGGCACGAAAGAUUCUGAUGAAACUGAAAAGCGACUCGAAAGAGGAUUGGGACCAACAAGCAAGCAGUAUUUCGCGAUUGAUCGUCAAGGCACACAAGGAAGGGAACAUGGCGAGCCCGGAGUCUGAACAGGAGAUGAAGGAUGCACUGGAGGGACUUGCAAUGUGCAUGCUCAAGUCCGCAAAGGUGCGGGACGAAUGCGGCAAUGAUAUAUCGCUCUUGGCUGCUCUCGCAGCGGCAAUCGAAGUGCAAAAGUACAUGUUCAGCGCCUUGCAGGUGCUGGCGUACGCGAGUGCAUAUCGUCCCCGCAUGUCAGAUGAACAAAAGAAGAUGCAGCAAUUACAAGCGUAUGCUGCGAACUCUCAAGUUCCCCCGCCAAAUCCGCUCGAUGACGACGACCACGUCACAAAGCGAUGCAGAAAGAUUGUGGAAGCGAAGGUGGUGUCUCAUAUUGUAAAAGCUGCGCCUAGAGCGACACAUCUUAGUGCUUCGCUGGCUGUGCAAAUCAUCAACUCGCUCUCCUUUGACAAAAAGCAUAGAGGAAUGUUGGCUCAGCAAGGCGCAGUAAGGAUUUUGGCCAAGUUAUGGGAGGCGGCAAAGCAAUAUGCGGACCAAAAAGAGUCGAUUUCCACUCAAAUACCGGCAUGCAAUGCUGUAGCUCGUAUACUCAUUUCCACUGACCCGACGGUAUAUUUUACAGGCGAAGCAAGGAAAGAGCAGAUCUUGCCAACAUGUGCGAAGAUGCUCCAGCAGCUAAUCUCACAUGAACCAGACGAUGACGGCCCGCGGAACUGGUUACCCACGUUCGAGGCUCUCCUCGCACUAACAAAUCUUGCAAGCUUGGAAGACAUGGCCUUCAAAGAAGCUAUCGCAAAGGACAGUUUUGUGAAAAUAGAGGACCUCUUACUGAGUUCAAACCAUAAUAUACGCAUGCGGGCCAUGGAGCUUCUGACGAACUUGUCUUACACGCCUACGGUUUUGUCCAUGUUUUCAACUGAUAUGCGAGCAAAGCAGCGCCUAGAUAUUGUUCUUGCGCUUGUUACAGCCGCUGAAAAGGGAACGAGGCUGGCUGCGCUUGGUUCAUUGUGUAUGAUGACCGAAGCUUCCGAGACUGUAUCCCGCGCAUUCAUCCGGAACGAGAAGUCUAAAGCCAUGGCAACGCGUAUUAUCGAUCCACCUGUUGAAGAUGUUGAACUUGCUGAACCGGUCGGCGAGGAUGAGCAAUAUCGGCUCUGCUACUUGAUUAGAACGCUUGCGAACAGUGCUGAAGUAGAUAUGAAGCGCUGGGUGACGGAGUGGGCAAGUGGUCCGGCAAGAAAUGGGGAGGGGACAGUUGCGGGAAGAGCUGCGAUGCUCAUGCUUACGACGCAAAAUCAAGAGAUGAGAGAUAUCUUGACGCAGUGCCUGUUAAAGGACGUGCAGCUAAGCGAAGACGAGAAGGCAGCACUGGUCGUGAAGGUCAAAGAGUUGGGCCUUGGAUCCUAAGAAGUCUUCCAUUACGUGGCGUCAAUUAUUUUCGCAACAAUAUUUUUGCAAUUCGCAGUCAUUUACUGCUCUUUGGAUGAAAGCAAGAUCUCAACCGUGCCCGAAUCAUUACAUUACCC